CGUGUCUGUCCUUGGAACAUGAAGAGAAACUGAUGCAAUGUUCUAAAAAGUUUCAACUUAGGAUAUUUCAGCAUAUAACAUAGAAUAAUUUUCUGAGUUUAGACACAAACCAGGUUUACACUGACUAGAACAAGCAGACAAAAUGUCGAAAUUUGCCCACUGCUUGCCAGAUGGCUAUGGCUAUGUUGUUUUGGUAGGAGUUGGGUCAACAUUUGUCAACAUGUGGAUGGCAGUUAAUGUGAUGAGAGCUCGUAAGAAGUACGAAGUGGAGUAUCCAGAUUUGUACAGCAAAACAAGCAAAGAGUUUAACUGCAUUCAGAGAGUUCAUCAGCAUACACUUGAAUCCCAGUCACAGUUUUUGAUGCUUCUCUUCAUUGGAGGACUGCAGUAUCCGAAAAUAACUGCAGCAACUGGGGUUGUGUACCUCAUUGCCAGAAUUGCCUACGCCUCUGGCUACUACACUGGAGAUCCUUCAAAGAGAAGGCGAGGGGCUUUUGGUCACUUUGCCGAGUUGGUGCUUUUGGGAAAUGUCAUCUCCUUUGCCUGCCAUCAGCUGAAAUGGAUACCAUUUGGAAAAUGCACACGUUGCUAGAAGCUGACAUUUAGAUUUUUCUGCCUGCAGACCAGAGUUGUUCAAGAUCCACUUGAUAGAUUUUACUCUCCUUUUUUUUCUGUGGUCUCGUUUGUGUGUUAGCCCUACGUACAAAUAUUCUGUAUGGAUUUUUAUCAUCAGAAAUCAUGAAAGUUGAUUUGGUUGUGUCGGCCUUUAGUGAGAGCAUUCACUAUGACAGUCUGUGCAUUGGCAAUGUUUUUAUUACACAAAAAUAACAGGACAACUCAUUGUAUUUAAAUUUUUGGAGUAUUUAUAAAAUUUAAUGUCUGAUGAGUUGGAUGUUUACACACUUCUGCUGGAACAGGACAUGAUAAGUUUUUAGUUUAUUAUUGUAUUACUUCUAUAUCUAUAAUAAUUGUGAUUUGGACUAACUUUUACAGCGACAAUUGAAAUAUUUGUACAUAAUUUAUGUAUAUGUACAGAUCAGAUUGAUAAAAUCACCCCCGAUGAAUUGUCCAGUUGUUUCUCAAAGUACAUGUAUGUUAAUGAUACACAUCUAGAUACACAAAUCUGUGUUUCAUGCUAGAAUGUGUAGGCCUACAAGUAUCAUCUGUUUUUUACUAAUUAAAUAAUGGGGUUGUUUUUCCUUCUGAAUUUGUACAUGUUCUAAUUUAUUUCCAACUUGACAUAAUUAAUUGUGUGCAAGUGCUUCAAGAUGAAAUUUUUCUAAUCAUGGUCAACAAGUGACACAAUAUUAGAUUACUAAUCAUGGUCAAUAAGAGAUGCAAUAUUCAAUAUUCAUUUCACAUCAUAAAGUUGUUAUUGCAACUCUGUAACGACUGGUGCUUUGAACUAAGAACUUACUGAUAAUCUUUUUAACAGAAGUAUUUUGUUUAAAUACUUGUGAAUUCCAGCUGAUGAGUUUGGGCUGUUUCAACUCUAGCUUGGUUUUUUUUUGUUUGCAUUGUUGUAUUGAAUUUGUAUCAGUGCAACAGAGGUUUAUUCAGUGCAACGGCCAGCUUUUGCUUACCUGUUAGUGGCAACAUGAAGUGGCGACAGCGGGUUUCCUCUCAAUAUCUUUGUGGUCCUUAACCAUAUGUCUGACGCCAUACAACCGUAAAUAAAAUGUGUUGAGUGCGUAGUUAAAUAAAACAUUUCUUUCUUGUUAGUGGCAAAUAUUUUUGUCACUUCACCAAGUAUGCUUAUGUGUAGUUUUGAAUUUUUUACAGUUUUAUCAGUUCUAUGGUGAUAAUCUUUUCUACUAUUCUACAUAAUAAAUGCAAAAACAAAAUUACUUUGGAGAGAUGCAUUUUGUAAUUUUGGGUAAAGAAUUUAAUUAAAGGGAAGCCUUUCACUGUAGUAAUUGAGUUGGGUGUUUUUUUGUGAGUACUCAAGUUCAUGAGUUUUUGCAAACAACUUAUUUUAAAAUAAUUAAGGUGUUCUUAGAUACAACAUGAAGAUUCAUUUUUGGAUCUUGUCUAAAUUGUAUCGAGUUUUUACAAAUCUUUGUUCACACAAGGAACUGUGCAGUUUUCUCAAAAUUUUAAUACCGUAUACUAAACAAAAUCAGUAAUGCUUAUUUCUUACCAUCUGAAAGGAAUAUGAAUGAAUAUACCAAUGAAAACAAGUUCAUGCACAAGUAUCACCAGGUAUAUUUGUAAUGGAUUUAUUUUUUUGCAAGGAACUAGUAACAUUUAUGGCAAAAAAAAAUGUUUUAAAACAAACCUCUGCAAAGAUAGAAAAAGGUUUGUUCAUACCAACACUCCAAAUCCCAGGGUUAUUUAUCAUAUUAAAUCAAAUAAAUUUCUAUGGAUUGCAUCUUAACAUCAGCAGUUACUGUGCAUAACUGAAUUUGGAGUUAUACCUGGUUCAAUGUGAAUGGUUUCACAAAGGCACAGUAAGCAUUAUAAAUAUAAUGAACAUGAAGUUUUUGAUGACUAAAAAAAAAUUGCAUCUCCAGUUGAUUUUAAUUGCCCAAAUUCUGUGUUUUGGAACUAGUUAAAAUGUGAAAUAGCUGUUAAUUGCUAUCGCUAAUAAUACCAUUCUGGCCUGCAGGAAAGCAGUAGAUGGAGCAUAUAUGUUUGUUAUAAAUUAAAAUAAAAAGUCUUGUUAUUAAUGUGAUUGUUGCUUUAUAUAUCAUUUUCAAAAACGAUGGUAUGCCUGCAUAUGGAAAUAUGAUACAAGUUGGUACACAUGUAUAGGUUACAAAUUUAAUGACGAUUGAAAUUUAAUGAUGAUUGUCCUCUGUACUCAAUUCAUUGUCACAUUCCAUUCCUUUCUAAGCAAAGUAAAUGCAAAUUGAUAGCCAGUUGCUGGUAUCUUUUGAAUUCUUUCUGUGCAAAACUUCUGUUUGGCUUUGCAAAGACUUAAGUAUUGCAGAUGUUAAAAGUUGAAAUCCUAUUUUUUUUAUAUUUUUUUAUAUAGAGUUUUCAAAACAAUAUCUGUAAAUGUCUUUAAUCAUGCAUAUCAAUUUGAUUAAUAAUUAUAGUAUUUAAUAAAUGUGUUUAUUUAAAGGGAAGCACAGAACAAGUAUACCAUUAUAUUGAAUGCUAUGCAACUAUGAUACUUUAUAUUAUAACAUUUAUGUAAUUGAUUAGUUUACACUUUGGUCUUUUAUCAGAAUGUGUUGUAUCGCAGCAAACAGAAUUUCGUACAGGUGUUUUUCACUGUUCAUAUUUCAUCAUUUAUAAUUGUCAAUGUUGUUGCUUUUCAGCUGUACAGCUGUGCUUGUUGUAGCUUCAAGCUCAGACUAGAAGAGAGGAGCUAGUCCUUAAUAAAAAAAAAAAGACAAA
Molecule: messenger RNA, 3345 nt
Organism: Gigantopelta aegis
Lineage: Eukaryota; Metazoa; Mollusca; Gastropoda; Neomphalida; Peltospiridae
Product: microsomal glutathione S-transferase 3-like
Exons: 7
Coding region: 143-592 (149 amino acids)
Cellular component (GO): membrane; nuclear envelope; endoplasmic reticulum
Molecular function (GO): glutathione peroxidase activity; glutathione transferase activity
Source: RefSeq, a predicted model, not a curated record